AUGCGGCUCUUCGCGACUGGUGCCUCGGUCCGGGCUGCCAGGUCAGCACGACUUGCGACAUCCCAUCGACUCACACAAUCUACGUUCCCUUCAGCAGUCGCAAGCUGCGGUGUACGGUACCAGCGUACCCAAGCUGCAUAUCAGUCCACCAACGCAUUCCCACACCAGUCGGUGCAACAACCACGGUGGGAAACAGACCCAUCAAAGACCGCUCGUACUCGAGAGGAUGUCGGCGCUGGAGAGAGGAACGACUUCCGUUCGAAAUUAGGGCGAGGACCGCGAAAUACUGUCCUGCGUGAUGGAGACCUUACAGGUGCCAAUGUGGCAGGAAAUGCCUUCAUAUUCGACUCGACGACCAACCUAUCCCCAUCGAUCCUGCAACUCAUCGACCGGAAGCUAUACGACAUUUCAAACCAUCCUCUGUGUAUUACUAGAAAGCUCAUCGAGUCCGUCUUCUCGUCUCCGGACUACAUCAACCACACUGUACCCGACCCUGUUGUAACAACAAAAGACAAUUUUGACGACCUAGGUUUUCCAGCUGACCACCCUGGCCGUUCGAGAACAGACACAUACUAUGUCGACUCAAGUCACGUCCUGCGCACCCAUACCUCGGCGCAUCAGAAUCAAGCAUUCGAAAAAUUGAAGGAGAGCAAGAACCACUACGGCUACACCAUAUGCGCAGACGUCUACCGUCGAGACAGCAUAGACCAGAGCCAUUUCCCUGUCUUCCACCAGAUGGAAGGCGCCCGGUGUUGGACCAGGAUGCGCCACGUUAUCGCACGGUACGAAGCGUUGGUCAUGCGCCGGAACAAGAUUAGGCGAGACAUCGAAAAGCUGCCGAAACAUGACCUGGAUGUCGUUGAAAAUGCUCCGGCCUUUGAUCUGGAGCGAAAUCCGCCGCAGCCUGAGCACGAUGAGGAAGAGGUCACGCUCAUGGUCGACCAUCUGAAGAAAAGUCUCGAAGUCCUUGUCGACCGCGUUUUCACUGCAGCGAAGCAGGCCGGCGUGGGCGGCGACGAGCUAAAAGACAAACCGCUGCAAGUACGUUGGGUGGAGGCCUACUUCCCCUUUACGAGCCCGAGCUUCGAGCUGGAGGUCUACUGGCAGGGUCAAUGGCUUGAGUUGCUGGGCAGUGGCAUCGUACAGCAGCCCAUCCUCAACCACAACGGCCUGACAGACCAAGUUGGCUGGGCCUGGGGCCUCGGCAUCGAGCGCCUGGCCAUGGUCCUCUUCGGCAUCCCAGACAUCCGCCUCUUCUGGUCGACCGACGAGCGUUUCCUCAGCCAGUUCCAAGAAGGCAAGGUCACGCGCUUCGUGCCCUUCAGCAAGUACCCCGCUUGCUACAAGGACGUCGCCUUCUGGAUCCCCUCGGCCCCCGCCGGCGCUUCACCCAUGCAAGCCCAAUCGGAUGCGGGUGUCGCCGCCGCAGCCGGAGGCGACUCGACCAAGGCAUCGCCAAGCGAGACCCAACCCGCCGCCUUCCACGAGAACGAUGUCAUGGAGCUUGUCCGCGACGUGGGCGGCACAUUGGUCGAGGACGUGAGGCUCGUGGACGAGUUCGUGCAUCCGAAAUCCGGCCGGAAGAGCCUGUGCUACCGCAUCAACUACCGCAGUCUGGAACGGACGCUGACCAACGAGGAAACCAACGAUCUCCAUGCACAGGUUCAACGCGGGCUGGAGGAGAGACUGGGCGUCACGCUGCGCUAA
Messenger RNA from Cyphellophora europaea CBS 101466, 1707 nucleotides. Its product is annotated as phenylalanine-tRNA ligase. Lineage: Eukaryota; Fungi; Ascomycota; Eurotiomycetes; Chaetothyriales; Cyphellophoraceae. The transcript has a single exon. Gene Ontology annotation, biological process: phenylalanyl-tRNA aminoacylation. Gene Ontology annotation, molecular function: phenylalanine-tRNA ligase activity; tRNA binding; ATP binding. Gene Ontology annotation, cellular component: mitochondrion; cytoplasm. The coding region runs from base 1 to 1707 and encodes 568 amino acids. The record is from RefSeq and is a predicted model, not a curated record.